AUGAGGAGCCCGCCCCUGCGAAUCAGCGUCAAAGUCGCCGUCCGCCAGAUUCACAGCGCCGCCGCUGCGCCGCGCCCUCGUUCGUUUCACCUCACAUCACAGGCCGGCUUCCCCCGGCGGCGCUACUUCUUCACCUCGAACCCGUAUCUCUCCUCCCAGCCCGGUAGCGACGAUGCGAAACCUCUCGCGUACGAGAAUCGUCCCGACCAGCCGCAAGCGCAGCCCGGCCCUGCCAACGCCAACGCCAACGCCAAUGCCUCGCCGGUAGCCAAGCGCAAGCCCACGCGGGCCACACCGACCAAGAACUCGCUGCGCCGGGUCGCCAUCAUCGCCCAGCAGCCGAAGCGGGGCGGCGGCCAGGGCAGCCCCGGCGGCGUCGACGCGGCCGCGGCCGACCCGUCUAACAUGGUCAGCGCGACGUGCAUCGCCGAGGCCUUCAACAUGGGCGUCGUGCUCGAGAUCCUGUCGUCUCACGGCUUCGCCAUCGACCCGGACGGCACGGGCUUCGACGCCGCCGAGGUGGUGCACGCGCGGGGCGUCAACGGCGGCGACAUCUUCGUCUUCCCGUCGGGCACCAUCGUGACGUGGUCGCUGCCGCCCGACGUCGUGACGCGGCAGAUCCUGCGGGCCGCGGAGGAGCCGCACCCCGAGGCGCUGCGCGAGGUGGAGGACCUCGAGUUCGCGACGGACAACGGCCGCGAGACGAGCACGCUCAAGGGCGACGUCGUCGUGCUGGGCACGCGCAAGGAGCACCGGGACGGCGACCUGCUCGACACCACGCUGGCCAAGGUGGCCUUCUCGUCGGGCCUCGCCCGCAGCACCAAGCUGGCCGUGCUCGAGUCGGCGCUGACGUCGUACUUUGAGAGCACG
Trichoderma citrinoviride is the source of this 870-nucleotide messenger RNA. RefSeq lists its product as hypothetical. The annotation marks the transcript as partial. The transcript has a single exon. Lineage: Eukaryota; Fungi; Ascomycota; Sordariomycetes; Hypocreales; Hypocreaceae. Gene Ontology annotation, biological process: positive regulation of mitochondrial translation. The record is from RefSeq and is a predicted model, not a curated record.